Dreissena polymorpha is the source of this 3918-nucleotide messenger RNA. RefSeq lists its product as uncharacterized. Lineage: Eukaryota; Metazoa; Mollusca; Bivalvia; Myida; Dreissenidae. Bases 203 to 571 code for a protein of 122 amino acids. The transcript has 3 exons. The record is from RefSeq and is a predicted model, not a curated record.
UACACCUGUUCAUUAACUUUCACAUUUUAAGACCAGUGACAAACGAUCCGUUCCAGUUGAGAUCUCAGCUGUGUGAUUACAAUUUAAACUACUAACAGUGUAAACAGCGUGAGCGUCCUAUGAUAAUGUAUUAAUAAGGUGGAUAUAUUUAGAACUGAACAACCAGUGGAUUUAAUUAUUCCGGUAUUUCUGAAACCCCGUCAUGCACGUCCACGCUACUGGAGUGUUUUGUAUCAUCUUCGUUGUUGUCUUUUUGACCGGAUCCACUAAUGGGUUGCGCUGCUAUGAAUGCAAGUCCGAUAUCGAACCCGCGUGUGCCAACAAUGUGACGUCCUUAACACCAGUCUCAAUAGACCCGACAACAGGUGGCGCUUGCAGAGUCUGCAUGAAGACAUUCGAAUAUGGAGUCGUCAAGCGCCACUGCAGCUCGCUGAAAGACCCUAGCUCUCCUCUCCUCAAGUGCACAGGAGACUCGUGUGGGUGUAAGACUGAUUUGUGCAACGCAUCCGUAACCAUGGCAACGUCUCUAACAUCUCUGGUCGUUUCUCUCAUCUUCUCGGUUGUUGUCUAGGUUGAAGCAGAAGACCGGAAUCAUGCAAAAAAUGUGAUACGUUUCUGAUUGACACUUAAAGUGAUUAAAUGAUAAGAUUAGCGCUCAAGCAAGCGUGACAAUGUAAAAAUAUAACGAGAUGGUAUCAAUAAAAAUCAGAAUUGAAAAAGAUUCCAUGGACAGCGACUUGAAACAACGUGGAGCUAAGGCCAGAGUUUUUUAAUAAAAUGAUUUUCGGAUUUUUUUUCUAAGUGUCGGGUAGGAGGACGGGAAAAAAAAGAUGGGUGACCAAAUUUGCACUCAUUUUAAAAAUGUUAUGGUAUGAAGUUCUUUUUACUAAGCAACCACAGUGAUUUUUUUCAAACAUGUUGAUGGGCAAAAUGAUCAUAAUCAGACUGUAGGUCUUGAUGUGCAGUUUUUAAAUUAGUUUGAAUUUUAAAAAUAUCUAACUAUAUAUAUAAGUUCAAAAGUUAUGCAAUCAUUUCACUUGUCUAUAAUAAACUUUUUGGUGAUUUUUUGAUGUUUUUUUUCACAAGGAAUCCAUAUGUUGCAUUAAAAAUACUUUAUCUCCACAAACAACCAAUAAGCUAUUGAGGUUUAAAAGAAACAUUUAUAGUUUAUUGUCCAGUAAAAAUCAAUACCGCAGACAAAAACAAAUAGCAUAAUAAAACGAUUUUCAGGGGUUUCACUGGCCCAAAAAAAGUUGUCGCCACUUUAUCGCGGUGUGAAAACCGCCCGUAAUUCAAACUUAAUCAAUAAGGACAAUCAUUUAAGGAACCUUACUACAUUAAUGAAUAAUGGCAUUUACUAUAUUUUUAUUACUCUGAGAAGUAUGUUAAUACAUAAAUUACAAUAAGUACCUUCAUAAGUCUUAAUAUUAAAAGCUUUAUUUUUAUAUAACAAACAUUUUUCCACUUGAUAAACCAGAUAACCAACAUAAUAUAAUUACGUUAACAAUAUAAAUGUAACAGUAUGCUGCAUAAAUGUUUCAGAAUUAUUUAUUAAAACCUAGACUCACACAAAUACAUAUCAUCUGAAAGGAAAAAUAAAUCAAACAUCAGAAAAUAAAGCAUCUCAAUUCAAAUUGUUAAGCAGUUUAUACAUUUGGUCAUGAUAUACACCAACUUCUGUUUAUUAUCAAAUUUCACAAAUUCUAAAACAACACCUUUUGUUAAAAGGUUUUCUGUUAGUUGUGGUGGUUGAUUUCCAGGUUCAAUUAUUAAAAAUGAAUAUUUUUUUCACAUCUUUUUCUUGACAGAAAGACCCAGGAUAAUUGCCACCAUCCAUUCUUGUUGUCUGAAAUAACACAAAACAUAUUUGUACAAACAAUAUACAACAAAUCAACGCAUAAAUGUCACAAUCUUAAUAUAUGUCCGAAUUUUAACUCUCCGAAAUAUAGUACAUCGAGUGAAGGACCUACUUUUGAUUUCAGAAAUAGUUUGUAUCUUAAUUAAAAUAUAUCGUUCCCUGAACAUUUUAAUAAUGGAACUGUUAAACACAAAUGCCUGUUGAAACAAGUUAACAUGUGUUUUUGUUAUGGUAUUGAUUAAAGAAAUAGCGUCCCUAAUAAUCGUUAUAAUUAUUUAUCUUCGUGACAGUUUAUCGAAGGAUAACAUUAUUGAUAGUUCAAUGUCAUAAAGAAGCUGUUAAUCAGAUAAUAACCCCCAUAAACUUGACUAUUUUAUAUGGACAUUCAUAGUUUGAAAUCGUUUUAGAAACUGUUGAUUUUGCGAUUUUUGAACUUUUGGUACGAACCAGUUUGGAACAAAACCAAAGUUUCGUACCCAUUGAAAAUUACGAAAAAACACAUAUUAUAUGCACAAAUUCGUCACUACAACUACAUUAAACAACACAUAAAAUUUUAUUCUCUAAAAUAUGACCGUAUUUGUGCGUUAAAUAUGGAAUGUUUAAAGUUGAUAGGCGUAAAUGGGUUUCGCAUUUCGAGCACCAGUUAAAUUUAAAUCGUUCUUUUCUUAUUGCUUUCAUAAUAUUUUUUAGUCAUUUAAAUACUAUCAAUUUUUAUAAAAUUGUAAAGAAAUAAUAAAAUAUUUACUAACAAAUCGAUUCCAUUCAGGAUUUUAUUUGACGGUUGCAUAAUUAUUGGGAAAUUAGCAGACUUUGCUGAUGAAAGCGUUGUAGCGUUCAUCAACUUCUUGCACAAACAAUGAUGGCUUAGCUGUUGGUAAUUUCCAGCACAUGUGCACGAUAAAGGAGGUUCGCGUAUUAAUGUGGGUAAUUAAAACUGGGUUUAUUAUGAUGAUUUAUAACUCAUUUGAACUUUUUCUAAAACCCGGCCAGCGUUUCGUGUUUAAAAGCCACCUUUUGGCAUCCGAAAAAAAAGAUUUUAAAUGUUUUUUUUUUGUUGUUUUUUUUCGUCAAAAAUUGGAGUCGGCGGGUCCGAAAAUCAUUUUAUUCAAAAAGUCUGGCCUAAUGCUGAUGACAGCUAAAACCAUUUGAUAUUAUCGUUCAAGCGAAGUAUUGCUCAAUUGAUAUAGUCUUGUACAAGAUAGGGGGUUUGUUUAUUCUGUGAAAAUGUGCUCAGCUAUUGUAUUCACAUAAUAGUCAUUUCUUACAAAGGCGAACUAUUCGAGAUAGUCGUUUUGGUGGACACCUUUGUUUUAAUAACGAAAUAAAUAUAUAUACGUUUAGUUGCGACGAGACCCAUAUUUUUACUAAAAUAAUGGGUUAGAUUUAAUAAAAUAUACACUUAACUUGAUUGGAAAUCUAUGUUUCUCGGUGUAAAAUAAUUAAUCUGUUCCAACGUGAAAGAAAAUAGCCUGCUAUUGUUUUCGUUAUGUCGAUUUGCGUAGAUCUAAUUAACGAGUGCAUUGGGAAUAAACCUUUCGAUAUUAAUCCAUUUAUGCCUAGUGGACUCUCCGAUCCUUCUAAAUUGGAUCAAUGUAUUUCCAAAAUUAGGGAUGUCUAGUAUAUUUAUUUCUAUAUUUAGAAUAUUUCUUACAGAAAUUCCUUUAAGCAAACAGCGAAGACCCUGAUGAGACGCCGCAUCAUGCGGCGUCUCAUCUGGGUCUACGCUGUUUGCCAAGGCAUUUUUCUAGACGCUAGGCAUAUAUGGGUUUAUAAGGGGUAAAAGAAACUGUUUAUGUAUGCAUGCGUGUAAAUAUUUGCAAUAAUUGUUAUUUGUAUUUGUUUGUUUACAAAUGUAUAUACGUCACAUACAAAGUUAUUGUGUAUGUAUUAUCGCAUGAUGGUAUAUUAUAAAGUAAAUAUCACAUGCAUGUAGUGAACCGAUGUAAUAUAAAAAGUUGUUUUCAAUGUUUUUCAUCGCAAGAUGGUAUAUGAUCAAAUGAAUAUAACAUGCCAGUUAUGUACAUAUUUCAUGAUAUUUAAAAUUAAAAGUUGUUUUAAUA